This is a messenger RNA of Xyrauchen texanus (razorback sucker), 929 nucleotides long. RefSeq lists its product as uncharacterized. The record is from RefSeq and is a predicted model, not a curated record. Lineage: Eukaryota; Metazoa; Chordata; Actinopteri; Cypriniformes; Catostomidae. Bases 106 to 744 code for a protein of 212 amino acids. The transcript has 3 exons.
AGAAAACAUAUUUUUUAAAUGGAGUUUGGAUAAAAGACGCUACCGAUAGGCCUACUCUGCGUGUUUCAGAAAGUUUGUUUAUCACGCAACCAGAGGACAACGAACAUGAACAACAACCUGAAAAUGAUGUGGACAACACUCUGCAAGAGAACUUUGAUUAUGAAGAUCUCAAGCUUCCCCUGGGUGCCAGUGACUCUUCAGAUACUGCCAGUGCUCCACUGUUGCCAUCAACUGUGUUUUGUAUGCAGCAAGGGGACAAACAGACUGAUAUACAAGACCAAGAACUGUACGAGGACUGCACUUUGCAAGAUGACAAUGAUGAGGGAAGACUUCGAGCUUUUCAUGAGUGCCAGUGACAGUGAGUCUUCAGAUGAAGAUGGCUACUAUGAUCAGGCAGACAGUUUCAUGGAAGAGGAUCAGCUUGAAGACACUGACAUUUUUGGGGAGGAAAAUAUGGAUGCAGAUGGGUUCAGGGUCACAGAAGACAGCCCUGAACAUUUGAUGUUGAAACUGCUUGCAUUUAUGCUUUUGGCAUGGCAGGCUGUUUUCAAAAUAUCAGACCGUGCAAUUUUUGCACUCUUGCGGUGCAUAAGACAAUUAAUUUGGCUCAUGGGACAUAUUCUGUGUGUGAACACACUCUGUGGGCUGGCUGGAAAGAUCCCUAAGACUUUAUAUUCACUCAGGAAAUGGACUAACAUCUGCAGAGACAGCUUUAGCCAGUUUGUACCACAACUGUGCAGUUAAGUCACACUAGGGAGAGAGUGUCUGUGGUCAUUCCAAUGUGUACAGUGGUAGAGAUUUAAAAAAGUUGUAUCUCUGAAGUGACCAUUUGUGUGUGAAACAUUUUUGUUGUUUACAUUGUUUUACAUUGUUUAUUUUGCAGGUUUUGUAUUGUUUGAGUGGAUUUUACACUAAAUAAAUUUGCAUAA